CCUUCAGAUACGUACUCCGUGCCGUAGAGCUCAUUUCCGUCGGUGCGUGUACCUGACGUUAAAGGUUGACGCGUUGAGACAUGUUUUGAUUGCAAAAGGAGGAGCAGCAGCAGCGAUCACAGAAGCCAUCGAGAAAUCGGGAACAAAGUUAACACUGGUUGUGUGAAAAACACUUCCGUUGGUACGCUACACGCACUGGCGAGUGAAACGAGGCCAAUCGCGAAACUAUCAAACUGCUGGGACGUGCGUUUCUCUGCGUCGGCCAACAUAGCUUUGCAAUAACCUCGUGGGGAGCAAAGGUGUAUUCUCAAGCACACACACGGGAAGCAAGGUAAAGCUUUUUAGCGAAAGAGAAAAACAGCAAAAGAGCGUAGCGCUUUUGCUUCACACAACAUUAUAUGGGCAAUAUCGGCCUACGGAACCGUUUUCUGGAGAGCAUGAGUGAUGAAUUGGAAAACAGUGACGUCGACAUCGACGUCGACGACGCAAUGGCACUGCUGGACGUUCCGGAGGAGGAGGACGAAAUGAUGAACGAGAGUGAGUUCGCAUCGAUACUGCGCCAGCUGAUUCGCAGUUAUGAGAUUCUGAACCGUUACAGCGGCGACAUCAUGGUGCUGAACUACGAAAACUUCCUCCAGAAUCCGCUUCCGGUGAUAAAGAGAAAGCCGAACCUGGACCGACUGAAGAAAAAUGCCAUUUACCAUGCUACGAAAAGUGCCUCAGAAGCUGGCGCCGCUGGGAGUGCCGAUGCGCCGGACUCGAUCGUCCGCGUGCUCAACAACCGACAGUUUGGUCUCGGCGAGCGACACGGACCGUUCAUGCGGAGCACCGUUUGCCGUAUCAACAACCACUUUCGACCGAACGCGUUCGUCGAUACCGUGCAGAAGUGCGACAUGAAGGUGUUCUGCGGCAAGUUCACGGGCGACGGAAAUCAGUUCAUCACCGCCAGCCAGGACACCAUGAUACGGGUGUACGACUCGUCCCAGUGCCAGUAUCGGCUGCAGCGCACGAUGGAAGCGAAGCACGUGUCGUGGUCAAUACUCGACGUUGAUUUCAGCCCCGACGGCCAAUCGUUCGUUUACAGUACCUGGGCCGAUGCAGUGUUCGUCGCAAGUCUGGACAAUCUAUCAUCGGAUGGCAUACAGUGUUUGUACCUAAACUCGGAGAGUCAGAAGCUGGGCGUGUUUAGUGUGUGCUACUCGAGUUGCGGCAAGCACAUUCUGUGCGGCGCCAACUAUGGUUACAUGUUUGCGUACGACCUUAACACCGCCUGCUGCACGCUGAAGGCACCGAUCUCGACGGAGCGGCCAGACGUGAACGCGGUCGGCUUUGUUGAUGAGUCGUCGAACAUAUUUUUCAGCGGCAGUGAUCAUGGCAUCAUCAAGCUUUGGGACCGGCGAUGCAUGAACGAGUCGAAUCCGGAGGCGGUCGGCAAAUUGGUUGGCCACAGUGAUGGUAUUACCUUCAUCGAUUCCCGCAACGAUGGGCGCUACAUCAUCUCGAACUCAAAAGACCAGAGCAUCAAACUGUGGGAUCUUCGUCACAUGUCGCCGUCUACCACCCGCCGGAACAUGCACUAUCGCAACUGGGACUACCGAUGGGACGACGUACCGAAGCGAUUCUUUAACGCACCAAGAACUCUAUCCGGCGACACCAGCAUUGUGACGUUCCGCGGGCAUAAGGUUCAAAAGAGCUUGAUUCGGGCAAAGUUUUCACCCGCAUUAACCACCGGUCAGCGGUACAUCUACACCGGUUGUGGCACUGGUCGGCUGAUUCUGUACGACGUUCUGACGGGUGCGAUUGUGGAAGCGAUAGAAGGACACCACGAUAUCGUGCGCGAUGUCGCUUGGCAUCCGCACCGCGCAGAGAUCCUCACGUGCUCGUGGGACACCACCGUUCAUCGGCACACGUACCGGGGCCCGGAGGAAAAGGACGAAGAAAAGGGAAAGAAAGCCCGAGGGAGCGAUGACAAGCGAAUGUCGUACAAUUCGGACGAUGAUUCGGACGACGAUAAGAAGGUACAACGGCCCACGCGGCGCUCGCUGCGCAUUGCCGAGCGCAACAACGGAAAGCACUAUCUGCGCAGUUCUGCAUCGAACAAAACGACACGACGCUCGACUCGGAAUUAGUCGGAAAUGUGACUAAAUUAGGAAGUCGAGCAAGGAAGGCUUUGGCGGCGCAUGUUAGAGGCAACCGGAGAACCUGCAUUCCACCUCCUGUGCCGAAUUCCGCGAAAGGUGAGGCCCGAAGAUGAUCGAACUAAUGUAUUUAGCACCGAUUCAAAUCUUGGUCCCGUGAUUAGUACAGAGACAGCUAAGCCGCGUGUCACAGUGUCUUCAAUGCAGACAAUGGGAAGAAUAAAUAAUUUAUUACACUGCUGUAUGCAAAACGUUGUGUCGUAUAGUUAUCGGGAGGAUAAACAAAUCGCGUGACAGACAGCAGAUUGGCCAACAAUCAAACGGACAGCCGCUAAGUGAUAAACGUUUCUAAACGCGUUAAAGCUACACACUGAACCUUGCCUAGCUAUUGGACGUCGGCUUCGAAACGGACGACAGGAAUUUUUUUUACAAACCAACAAAAUGAAGAACAUGUAUAUUGCACAGGAAAAGUAGUAAAAGUAAGAAGUUAAUGCGGUGGUUAAUUUUUAAUUAUUGCUAGAUUAAAAUUUUCGGUUCUUUUGUGGCGCCUAUGGCAGGGACCUCCCCGUCCCACUGCAUGCAGAACUGCACGUCGUUUACGAGCUUCUGCUCUAUAAUUUGUAAACAAACGCGAUUUGUUCCACGGCGGCUAAGUAAACGAGUGGUGCAAAAGGUGGUUGACAUUUUCUAAGUAAAAUUCGGUAACUUUAAACCAUACAAAUGCUGAAACUGUAGCCG
Anopheles cruzii is the source of this 2876-nucleotide messenger RNA. RefSeq names its product DDB1- and CUL4-associated factor 11-like. Gene Ontology annotation, molecular function: protein binding. The record is from RefSeq and is a predicted model, not a curated record. The coding region runs from base 399 to 2129 and encodes 576 amino acids. Gene Ontology annotation, cellular component: Cul4-RING E3 ubiquitin ligase complex. NCBI's taxonomy places the organism in Eukaryota, Metazoa, Arthropoda, Insecta, Diptera, Culicidae. The transcript is spliced from 8 exons. Gene Ontology annotation, biological process: proteasome-mediated ubiquitin-dependent protein catabolic process.